UGCAGCUUUACACACCUAAAUGCAAGUUCUCCCGGACACGACUGUUGAAGUUGGCACAUCUAUUAAGCGUGUACCAGAGCAAGAAACAGCCUUCUGUUGACCGGAGGAAAAAUCAGCUCUGCAGAAAUGGAAUUAAGGUCCAAGGAUGUUCAUUGAGUAUUAAAAGAAAACAAAUGGAGCUAAAACUCUACCUUCCAGCCUGCAUGAAGAAAUACCGUUGAUGAAAAGCUUUUGUUACAGAGACCCAAGUACCAUAAUGGUAAAAAGAUUCCUACAUGAUUUUAAGGCAUACAGGAACUGCAAAUUCUCUCAUUUGCGAUGUAUAUAGUGUCCUGUAAAAAAAAAACUUAAGAAAUUUACUGUAUGUACUGUUAUAUUUCAAUGUUAACUAAUUUGACUUCUAAAGAAUUUUGAUUUCCUAAAUGAAAGUGUACAUCUUUUUUCAAUCCAAUCAAAAUGCUUACCUUGAACUUGGCUGAAAACAACAAAAACCCUGAUUUUUUUGGCAUUACCACCAAACUGUGAGUACUAGUAUCUUUUCCGCAGAUAUUUCAACCAUGGAAGCUUACUCUGCCUCAUUAUCACCCAUUAUAUGUAAUGGCACAGCUUUCAACCUAAAUGGAUCACAUUUGUGUAAUGAAAGCUUAUCUUCUAGAUUAGCUGAUAAAUCAGAACACCAACAAUAUGUUAUUGGUCUUUUCUUAUCAUGUCUUUACACAAUAUUUCUUUUUCCCAUUGGUUUUGUAGGAAACAUUCUGAUACUGGUUGUCAACAUAAGCUUUCGUGAAAAAAUGACUAUUCCAGACCUUUACUUCAUAAACCUUGCAGUAGCUGAUCUCAUUUUAGUUGCUGAUUCUCUUAUUGAGGUUUUUAAUCUUGAUGAAAAGUAUUACGAUAUCACUAUUAUUUGUACCUUUAUGUCUUUGUUCCUUCAGAUCAACAUGUAUAGCAGCAUUUUCUUUCUGACAUGGAUGAGUUUUGACAGAUACAUAGCACUGGCAAAAGUAAUGAGGUCCAACAUAUUUCGCACUAUGCAACACGCUAGAAUAAGCUGUGGUCUCAUAUGGAUGGCAUCUAUUUCUGCAGCACUAGUUCCAUUUACAGCUGUGCAUUUACAACACACCGGAGAGGUCUAUUUUUGUUUUGCAGAUGUAAAAGAAAUCCAAUGGCUAGAAAUAACCUUGGGGUUUAUUAUCCCCUUUGUGAUCAUCGGUCUUUGUUACUCACUAAUUGUUCGAGUUCUUAUAAAAGCCCACAAGCACAGGAGUCUUCGUCUGCGGCGACAGAAGGCUCUUCGAAUGAUUUUUGUUGUUGUCUUGGUUUUCUUUAUCUGCUGGCUACCUGAAAACGUCUUCAUUAGUGUUCAACUUCUUCAAAAGAAAAGCGAGCCUGUGUCUUCAAGCAGCCCAUCCUUCAGACAUGAUUAUCCUUUAACAGGACAUAUUGUGAACCUAGCAGCUUUUUCUAAUAGCUGUUUGAACCCUUUAAUUUACAGUUUUCUAGGGGAAACCUUCAGAGACAAACUGCGACUGUACAUUGAACAGAAAACAAAAAUGUCAACAUUGCAUCGCUUUUGUCAGGCUGCCUUCACAUCUGUCAUUCCUGACAGUAAUGAGCAAUCAGAAGUCUGAUUUAGGAGUAGCUGUAUAAAACAUAUGACUGUGAAGUUGUGCAAACAGUGAACAAAAUGCUUUCUACUAACAGAAAAAAAGUGCAUUUGUGUGUGUGUGUGCAUAUAUAUAUUAGUAUUACUCUACUGAGUAUUGAAGGUUUAUAUUCAAAAUGUUUUUAUGACAAGACUUAAAUGUAGAAGCAUGUGUUAGUCAGAUUUAAUUAUGAACAGGAUUAUUAAAAGCUGAGCACUGAAGGAGCUUUAUUUUAUAUUACACAUGUAUGAACAACAAUAUGAAGGGGAAUUUUAUCGAGGUACAAAGACUCCAGAUGUAACCCACUGAUCAGAGAUGCUACUUUGCUGGUGUAUAUAAAGUACUUCCACCGAAAUAAUGAAGCUGCCAU
Molecule: messenger RNA, 2016 nt
Organism: Pezoporus flaviventris
Lineage: Eukaryota; Metazoa; Chordata; Aves; Psittaciformes; Psittacidae
Gene: GPER1
Product: G protein-coupled estrogen receptor 1
Exons: 2
Biological process (GO): G protein-coupled receptor signaling pathway
Cellular component (GO): membrane
Molecular function (GO): G protein-coupled receptor activity
Source: RefSeq, a predicted model, not a curated record